Xiphophorus couchianus (Monterrey platyfish) is the source of this 6321-nucleotide messenger RNA. It is a transcript of the gene chd1, whose product is annotated as chromodomain helicase DNA binding protein 1. The record is from RefSeq and is a predicted model, not a curated record. Gene Ontology annotation, biological process: nucleosome organization. Gene Ontology annotation, molecular function: ATP hydrolysis activity; histone binding; ATP binding. The transcript has 35 exons. Gene Ontology annotation, cellular component: nucleus; chromatin. Bases 415 to 5433 code for a protein of 1672 amino acids. Lineage: Eukaryota; Metazoa; Chordata; Actinopteri; Cyprinodontiformes; Poeciliidae.
UUGCGUGGGGUUUCCUUCUUGUGUAGUGAACGUUACGUCGUCAUGGCUGAGGCCGGUUGUUUUAGGAAGUCCAUGGACCGCUAAACCUGGCUUUGCUCCCUGUAAUGCGGUUUAGUGGAUGUCUUCUCGGUAUUAAGCAGGCAGUGAUAGCAGCCCUCCAUCAGCCCCACCGUCUUCAGUCACCCAGAGCUUCUCUGAAUGUGCGACCGACCGGGAACUGCAGCUAGCUUGAAGCAGCGUUAGCUCAUGCUGCUGUCUUCACAGCAGAUUUCUUGAGGACCAAAGAAGCUCUAAAAAUCUGAAAAUCGCAUUUUGACAACUUUUUGGAGAAGGUUGUAUAUUACACAAAAUAAGGUUUAUUUCUGGGAACUUUGUUUUACCAGUGGUUCGCACAUCCCUGUUGUGGCGUUCAAGAUGGCUGGGCGCAGUGAAGAUGAAAGUGUGAGCAAUAGCAAUGGAGAAUCAAGUAAUUCUGAUGAUGAGUCUGGAUCAGGCUCAGCCUCUGCUUCGGGUUCCGGCUCCAGUUCCAGCUCCUCCAGCAGUAGCAGCCAGUCGGGGAGCAGUGACUCAGGAAGCGGCUCAGACUCUGGCAGUCAGUCUGAGUCUGACACUGAGAAAUCCAAUGAGAAAAAAGAAUCACCAAAUAAGCCAAACAUUGAUGGAGCCGAGUUCUGGAAGUCCAACCCCAGCAUUCUGGCAGUUCAAAGAUCGGCUAUGCUCAGGAAACAGCAGCAACAGCAGAGACAAGCCUCUUCUAACAGUGGGUCAGAUGAGGACUCUUCAAGUAGUGAUGAAUCUGACACCUCAAGUGGAUCCAGAAAGCGAGGGAAUUCAGACUCCUCUGACUCUGGAUCAGGCUCAGUCUCUGGGAGUGAUACUGGGUCAGAUUCAUCGACAGAGGAUAACAGUAAUGAAACUGCAUCAGACUAUGAGCCCAGUCUCAAAUUUAAAAGCAGAAAACUUCCAACCAAGAUGAAUUCUCGAAAUGGAAAAAGUAUCACUCAGAGAAAGAAAUCCCAAAAGUGUUCAUCUUCUGAGGAUGAAAAUAACUACGCAAAGAUAGCAUGUGGAGGGCCAAGAAGACAGGCCACCGUCAACAUAAGUUAUAAGGAAGAUGAAGACAUAAAUACAGAUUCUGAUGAUUUGGUGGAGGUUUUGGGUGAAGAUGUUCCAAUGCCUGAGGAGGAAGAGUUUGAAACAAUUGAAAGAGUAAUGGACUGCAGGUUAGGACGAAAAAGAGCAACAGGAAGUUCAACCACCGUAUAUGCUGUAGAAGCAGAUGGGGACCCCAAUUUUGACUUUGAUUCAAAUAAAGAGACUGGCGAGGUUCAAUAUUUCAUUAAGUGGAAAAACUGGGCUCACAUCCAUAACACCUGGGAGACUGAGGAAACACUAAAGUUGCAGAAUGUCAGGGGUAUGAAGAAACUGGAAAACUUCAAAAAAAAGGAACAAGAGAAAAAAAAAUGGUUAAAGGCAGCAUCACCAGAAGAUAGAGAAUAUUUUAAUUGUCAGGAGGAACUGAUGGAUGACCUGCAUUCUCAGUAUCGGCUUGUUGAACGUAUCAUAGGACAUUCAAAUCAGAAGUCAGCUGCUGGUUACCCUGACUACCUCUGCAAGUGGCAAGGUUUACCAUAUUCAGAGUGUAGCUGGGAAGAUGGUGCUCUGAUUGCCAAAAAGUUCCAGAAAUGCAUUGAUGACUACAUGGGCAGAAAUCAGUCAAAGACCAUUCCCUCUAGAGAUUUGAAGUUGAUGAAACAGAGACCCAGGUUUGUACCAAUGAAGAAGCAGCCGGCUUACAUUGGAGGUGAUGGACUGGAGCUCAGGGACUACCAGCUGGAUGGUUUAAACUGGAUGGCCCACUCCUGGAGCAAAGGCAACAGUUGUAUUCUUGCUGAUGAGAUGGGCUUAGGAAAGACCAUCCAAACAAUCUCUUUCCUCAACUGCCUGUUUCAUGAGCACCAGCUGUAUGGACCAUUUCUACUAGUGGUGCCUCUUUCUACACUUACAUCUUGGCAAAGGGAAAUACUGUUAUGGGCCCCACGGAUGAAUGUUGUCGUCUACCUUGGAGACAUCAACAGUAGGAAUAUGAUACGAACACAUGAGUGGAUGCAUGUCCACAACAAGAGAUUGAAAUUUAACAUCCUCCUCACAACGUACGAAAUUCUUCUAAAAGACAAGUCGUUUCUAGGUGGUGUUAACUGGGCCUUCAUUGGUGUGGAUGAGGCACACAGGCUGAAAAAUGACGACUCUCUUCUAUACAAAACAAUGAUUGACUUCAAAUCCAGUCACAGGCUUCUAAUCACAGGAACACCUCUUCAGAAUUCCCUAAAAGAGCUCUGGUCAUUGCUCCACUUCAUUAUGCCUGAAAAGUUUCACUCCUGGGAGAUGUUUGAGGAGGAGCAUGGAAAAGGCAGAGAUUCGGGCUACACUAGUCUCCACAAGGAGCUGGAACCUUUCCUGCUGCGUCGUGUCAAGAAGGAUGUCGAAAAAUCUCUGCCAGCUAAAGUGGAGCAGAUUCUCCGAGUGGAGAUGAGUGCUAUCCAGAAACAGUACUAUAAAUGGAUUUUGACCAGGAACUACAAAGCUCUGAGUAAAGGCACAAAAGGCAGCACAUCUGGCUUCCUGAACAUCAUGAUGGAAUUGAAGAAAUGUUGCAAUCACUGUUACCUUAUCAAGCCUCCUGAUGACAACGAAUCUCUGAGCAAAGUGGAAGCUUUACAGCAACUGGUCCGCAGUAGUGGGAAGCUUGUGCUAUUGGACAAACUGCUGGUUCGUUUGAAGGAGCGAGGUCACAGAGUUCUAAUCUUCUCCCAGAUGGUACGGAUGCUCGACAUUCUGGCUGAAUAUUUAAGGAGCCGCCAGUUCCUCUUUCAGAGAUUAGAUGGCUCCAUCAAAGGAGAAAUACGGAAACAAGCUUUGGAUCAUUUUAAUGCCGAGGGCUCAGAGGAUUUCUGCUUCUUGUUAUCUACACGUGCGGGUGGACUGGGUAUCAAUCUAGCGUCAGCUGACACAGUGGUGAUCUUUGACUCAGAUUGGAAUCCUCAAAAUGAUCUUCAAGCUCAGGCCAGAGCCCACAGAAUUGGACAGAAAAGACAGGUAAAUAUCUAUCGGCUGGUGACAAAAGGCUCAGUGGAGGAAGACAUCAUUGAGAGGGCAAAAAAGAAAAUGGUUUUAGACCACCUCGUCAUUCAAAGAAUGGACACUACAGGAAAAACUGUCUUGCAUACUGGAUCUGCACCCUCUAGCUCAGCACCUUUUAGCAAAGAGGAGCUCUCUGCAAUUCUGAAGUUUGGUGCUGAAGAGCUUUUUAAAGAGCCAGAAGGUGAAGAGCAAGAGCCUCAGGAAAUGGACAUUGAUGAGAUACUGAAGAGAGCCGAGACCAGGGAAAAUGAUCCUGGGCCGUCCACUGUUGGAGAGGAAUUGCUGUCUCAGUUCAAGGUUGCUAACUUCUCAAUGAUGGAAGAUGAAGAUAUUGAUAUUGAUUCUGAGCGAAGUCAGCGGAGCUGGGAUGACAUCAUACCUGAAGAACAGAGGAGAAGAAUGGAGGAAGAGGAAAGACAGAAGGAGCUUGAAGAAAUUUACAUGUUGCCACGCAUGAGGAAUUGUGCUAAACAGAUAAGUUUCAACUCUGAUAGACGGCAGAGCAGGAAUAGAAGAUAUUCUGGCUCUGACAGUGACUCCACUUCCGACCGAAAGAGACCAAAAAAACGGGGAAGACCUCGAACCAUUCCACGGGAAAAUAUCAAAGGUUUUACAGAUGCUGAGAUCCGCAGGUUUGUCAAAAGUUACAAAAAAUUUGGAGGACCACUUGAAAGGUUGGAUGCCAUUGCUCGUGAUGCUGAACUUGUGGAUAAAUCUGAACAUGACUUGAAACGCUUGGCAGAGACUGUUCAUAAUGGAUGUGUAAGAACACUACGUGAAAACCCAUGUGGGCCAGAGAAGACAUCAGGAGGCAGACGAGGAAAAGUGAAAGGGCCAACAUUUAGGAUCUCUGGAGUCCAGGUUAAUGCCAAGCUUGUUAUCUCCCACGAAGAAGAACUGGCUCCACUCCACAAGUCCAUCCCUGCUGAUCCUGAGGAGAGAAAGAGGUACAUGAUUCCAUGUCACUCGAAGGCAGCACACUUUGACAUUGAAUGGGGAAAGGAGGAUGAUUCAAGUCUUCUCAUAGGAAUUUAUGAAUAUGGAUAUGGCAGCUGGGAAAUGAUCAAGAUGGACCCGGACCUAAAUCUCACACACAAGCUUCUACCAGAUGAUCCUGACAAGAAGCCACAAGCCAAGCAGCUCCAAGCCAGAGCAGACUACCUCAUCAAAUUACUGAGCAAAGACCUGGCCAAAAGAGAAGCACAGAAACAAACUGGAACAGUUAAUUCAAGGAAGAAGAAACCAAGAAGGAAAAUUGGCAAAACUCUAAAGUCAAUAAAGGGGGAUGAUGUGAUCAAGAGCCCAUCUUCAGAUCUGACUUCAGACAAGAGAUCCGAUGAUGAGAAUGAAAUUGAUGUAGAAAAGAGGAUGGUAACCGGAAGGGCUCCAACCAAACAUGUUCAAGAAGACAAGUUAAAGGGAAAGAACGAUUAUGAUGAGCAUCAUGAGCAUCAAGCUUCUUCAUCAGAGGAGAGAGACUGUGAAGAAAAAGAGGGAAAAAAAGAGGAGGCUGAAAGCUGUGACAUUAAAGAGAGUAAGGAGCCAGUACAGAAACUGGAGGAUGACAAUGGAGAAAAGAUUGAAGUAAAAACCGAGGUACGAGAAAGGACAAAGAGAGCUUCAAACUUAUCAGCUCAGAAGGCAUAUACUGCAGAUAAUGUGCCAGUAUGUGAGGAAUCUGAGGAAUUGGACCAAAGAACUUUCAGCGUGUGUAAAGAGAGAAUGCGUCCAGUCAAAGCUGCCCUGAAGCAGUUGGACAGACCAGAGAAAGGACUGUCAGAGCGCGAGCAGCUGGAGCACACCAGACAAUGUCUCAUAAAGAUUGGGGACCACAUCACUCAGUGUUUGAAGGAGUAUUCCAAUCCUGAUCAGAUCAAGCAAUGGAGAAAGAACCUGUGGAUAUUUGUCUCUAAAUUCACAGAGUUUGAUGCAAGAAAACUACACAAACUCUAUAAGCACGCAAUCAAGAAAAGACAAGAAAAUGCCCAAACUGUGGAGCAGAACACUAGAACUAUAAACACUCAAGGCUAUAAGCAUGCAGAUGUUGAAAGACUGAAGGACAGCUCCCACCAAGAUGACAGCAGCAGAGAUAGCUACUGCUCAGACAGACAUCAGCCUUCAGGUAGAUACUCUGAAAGCAGCAGCAAUAAAGACAGACAUGGCUCUGAGUACCACAAGAAGACCAGUGUGGUAGACUCCAGGAAAAGGCCGUACUCUUCUUUCAGCAAUGGGAAAGACCACAGAGACCACUAUAAGGCAGACAGCCGAGACAGACAGGACAGGUAUGCAUGAACAUUCACACAAGGAGACAUUUCUUAUCUUUCUUAACUUUAAAGUUAAGAAUUUGUUUGUAGAAUAACAAAUUGACCAUUAUUUGCCUUUUUUAGUUAUAUAUAAUUGGCCUUUAUCAGGCAAUUGGCCUUGCCUGACUAUUAAAUAGACAUAUCUUGGGGCAGCCGCUCUGUUGACACAGUGACGGUCUGUCAUAUGUGUCUGGAGGACAGUGAUUAUUCUGUACAUGUACAAGUGCUUUCUAACUUCUGGAAAACAUAACUAGUUCCAAAAAUGGUAAGAUUUAUUUAUUUUUAAUAGUUUUCAAGCAUUUCUAACAAAGUGGGUGGAUCCAAGAGGCACAGCCAAGUGUGGGGAUGAGUGGCCGUGAUCUGGACAAAAUAAAAAAAAAUUUCAACUUAUCUACAUUGUCACUAUAUUUAUCAAAUGUUCAGACUCCUCAGGUGACUUUUUUUCUUAACAACUAUUACUAAUAAACCUAGUAAUUCGUUUUCUGUGUUGUUUGCUGACUUUUAUGGCAACAACGCUCUAUGACUCAGCCUGAACGAGCUUCAACUUCUGCCAUAAUUACAUAGUUACAUAAUUUGUGCUUCCAGCUUAUAAAACCACCAAAAACAGUAAUUCAAAAACUUAGAAUACUCUGAAGACAUCAACCUAAGCUACUUCUCAGGUUUGCAUUAAAAAAAUGAUAGAAAUUAAAAUAAUUCUUCAACUGAAUUGUACUUCAGUUGAAGAAUAUUCCCAAAUAUUCUUGUUGUGUUCUAGUUUUAGCUUUUCUCAUCCCUGUCCGUUUUGGAGGAAGUAGUCGUGCUGUCUUCCUCCUGCUACAAUCCUCCCUGACGGUGAUUUGAGUUGAAUUUUAACUACUUCCAUUUUGCUUUUUGAUGA